AACCGGUGAAAGGUGACGUAAAAGCGCACGGGGUGGGGCGCGGGGCUCGGGACGUCAAAGCCCUGCGUCCUUCGGCCCCCGGAGCGGAGAAGCGCGCACGGCAGCAGUGACAGCGGCCACGGCAGCGGCGACAGCAACCCCUGCUGGGCCGAAACUGGGCAGAGCGGAGCAGACGUCUGAAGCAGCGCUAGUGAGGCGCGAGGGUGGCGCCCGCGCCCGGGAAGACCCCCUCGGCGCGAACCGGCGGCCCAGCCCCGGGUCCGGGUUCCCGAGGCCCCGCCUCUAGGGCCUGGGGACUAAUCGGAUUGAAAGCGCGCCGGCCCGGGCCGCGAACUCGCCAAUUGCGGAGGGCGGUGGCCACCGCCCAAUCCGGAGCAGACAGGUGCGAGGUCCGGAAGGCGGAGGCCAAUCGGCGGCGGUUGCGACCUGCUGGGGCAGGUCUCGGCCAAUAAGGAGGCUCGAGUGACAUCUUCGCCCACCAAUCGGGAGUGAGGGAGCAUUCGUGCCCGCUCGCCCUUCCGGCCAGACCUCUAUUUACCAGGGGCGUGCAGCCCGCUUGCCAAUCAGAGCGCGGCUGAGCGGCCCGGCAGCCAACCCCCGAGGAGCGGCCGGCUGGCGUCCGCCGCGCCCAGGAGUUGGGGAUGUCCUACAAACCCAUCGCCCCUGCCCCCAGCAGCACCCCUGGCUCCAGCACCCCUGGGCCGGGCACCCCGGUCCCUACAGGUGAGGAUCCAGCUCCACCCCUGCUCGCCUGCCGGGCGGUCGAGGUCUCGAAGAGAAGACGGCCUGAGUUCUGCAAUACUGGGCUUGCCGCCUACCCUCGCUGAGCCUCAGUUUGCUGGCCUGUGAAGUGGGCGUGGUCACGUAAGGGCUUGUAGGUGGAGCGCAGUGGGAGGGAUUUGUCCCUGAAGUUGAUCAGCCUGGAAUGAAGCAUCCUUUGGAGGGAAUCGGGCGAACCCGGUCCUGGGCUUGGAAAAGCUGGGAGGCGGCGUCCCUGCCCCGCGCUGACCUCUUACUCGCGCCUGUUGCUGCAGGAAGCGUCCCGUCGCCGUCGGGCUCAGUGCCAGGAGCCGCCGCUCCUUUUAGACCGCUGUUUAACGACUUUGGACCGCCUUCCAUGGGCUACGUGCAGCCACCCGGCGCCCAGGGCUCCCAGAGCACCUACACGGACCUGCUGUCAGUCAUAGAGGAGAUGGGCAAAGAGAUCCGGCCCACCUAUGCUGGCAGCAAGAGCGCCAUGGAGCGCCUGAAGAGAGGUAUCAUCCAUGCUCGGGCCCUAGUCAGAGAGUGCCUGGCAGAGACAGAGCGGAACGCCCGCACGUAACAGGAAGCGUAACAGGAAGCGCCCCGGCCUCAGCGUCUGGACCUUUCCCGGCCACUGCAGAGCACCCGCUUCUCCCUGGCCUUCAUCCCGAGUUGCACUAACCAUCCUGGGCUUCCUGUCCUGUGUCCCUUGGUGGGUCCCCUCCAGGAACCAAGGAGCGGCUCUCACUCCAGGUGGCAGCACUAAGGACAUCCCCCCACAACAAGAGUUAGCAGCGAGGUCCCCAUGAGUCCCAUCCAUGACCUGCCAACAGUGUUGCCCCCCGGAACUUUCUGUGGUCCCCACCGCUCAGCCCUUCCCAGCCCUUCUCCCACUUUGUCCCGAGCCUCCUUCUCCCCCAGCAGGGGCUCAGGCCUGGCACCUCACUGCCUUGUGUCCUGAGCCAUAGUGACUCUUUUAUCUGUGUGUCUUUUGCUAAAUAUGCCCUUUUUAUAUUAAUAAAAGAUGAUUUGGAGUUGUGCUCUCA
Molecule: messenger RNA, 1790 nt
Organism: Mandrillus leucophaeus (drill)
Lineage: Eukaryota; Metazoa; Chordata; Mammalia; Primates; Cercopithecidae
Gene: CDK2AP2
Product: cyclin-dependent kinase 2 associated protein 2
Exons: 3
Coding region: 926-1324 (132 amino acids)
Biological process (GO): regulation of microtubule cytoskeleton organization; negative regulation of G1/S transition of mitotic cell cycle
Cellular component (GO): cytoplasm; nucleus; microtubule
Source: RefSeq, a predicted model, not a curated record